CUGUAAAUUCAGCAGCAGCGCGUGCUUCCGCUAGGGAUCAGCUGACUGGUGAGUGCGGAAGCGAAACACAUUAAGUGGUAGCAUGAAAAAACAUAAGACCGCUUCAUUUAAAAAUAAAUAGAGGAAGCCUGGUUUUGUCUCAUACUUUUAAAAUAGAGCAGUUCGCCUGUAACUCUCCUAAAUUUUUCUCAGCUAUUCGGAAUUGUCCUCACACAACGAUGGCAGGCAGCGAGUCAAGGGUCGUGAUGAAUGGGACUCAAGUUUCUUACAUUGGCCAAGAUUGUGAAGAAAUUCCAGCAUUUAUAGGAGAGCAGUAUGGGGGAUUUGCCAAGAGACUGGAUCUUAGCUUCAACCUACUGAGCUCACUGGAGGGACUGGAAGCAUUCAGCUGCCUGGAAGAGCUGAUUGUGGACAACAAUCUCCUUGGAAAUGAUCUCGUGUUACCCAGGUUACCACACCUCCAUACCCUAACGCUCAAUAAGAACCAGAUAACAGAUAUAGAAAGCCUGCUGGACCAUGUGGCUGAAGUGGCACCUUCCCUGGAGUACCUCAGCCUACUGGGUAAUGAAGCCUGCCCCAAUGAACUUGUCAGUCUGGAUAAGGAUGAGGAUGACUACCAAAGAUACAGGUAUUUUGUGCUCUACAAGCUGACCAACCUGAAAUUCCUGGAUGCUCGGAAGGUGAGCAAAAGAGAGCAUGAAGAAGCUAAUGCCAGGGGUGCCUUUAUGAAAGUGGUGAAACCAAAGACUGAUACGGAGUCCAGGGAUCUCAGGUCUGUCUCUCCAGGGAUGUCUUACACUCCUUUGCCUAGUGGGUCCAGGGAUUCAAAAAGUCAUAAAGGUGUAUUUGCCAAAUGUCAGUAUGUCUACUACGGAAAGCAUUCAGAAGGCAACCGAUUCAUUCGCGAUGAGCAGCUCUGAUCGCCAACUGCCCAUUUUUGCUUCAAUUGUGAAAAAAAGAUAAAGCACAUAUCACCUCUACAUUUUAAACAACCAAAUACAGCCCUCUAGUGCCUUCUGCUGACUUUGCUAGUUGUGUCAAGACCAUCCUUCUCUCUUGGUCUGAGCAAUCACAUCGAGAUUGACAUGAUUGCCUUUAAGCAGGCCCCUUCCACCAGAGUGACAGACAGCUGCAGCCAAGUGCCUGGCCUGACAGGAUGAGCUCCAUGAUGGAUUGCCUGGCUCAACCUGCUGCUCAUGGAAGGGCAAAGGUCACACCUGAGGCUGCACUGAGCAUGCACAAACAACACUGAUGAUGAGCUUCUUGAAAGUCAAAGUCAAAGUUUAUUACACUGGAAGCUUAUUGUGAAAUGAAAAUAUCUUGGCAAAAAAAAACAACAACACUGCAAUAUAAAUACAUCUGCAAUAUUUAAAUAUUAAUUAAUCACAAUGUUGU
Messenger RNA from Polyodon spathula (Mississippi paddlefish), 1395 nucleotides. Its product is annotated as leucine-rich melanocyte differentiation-associated protein-like. The coding region runs from base 219 to 920 and encodes 233 amino acids. The record is from RefSeq and is a predicted model, not a curated record. Gene Ontology annotation, molecular function: protein binding. The transcript has 7 exons. Gene Ontology annotation, biological process: melanocyte differentiation. NCBI's taxonomy places the organism in Eukaryota, Metazoa, Chordata, Actinopteri, Acipenseriformes, Polyodontidae.